This is a messenger RNA of Drosophila takahashii, 1222 nucleotides long. RefSeq names its product TM2 domain-containing protein 3 almondex (gene amx). NCBI's taxonomy places the organism in Eukaryota, Metazoa, Arthropoda, Insecta, Diptera, Drosophilidae. The record is from RefSeq and is a predicted model, not a curated record.
UACACUGCCACCAGAACUCGGAGCACCCGCACCCAUCGAAACCAAAAUAACAAUAACAUACCGCUUUUCGUGGCCCAAAAAUGAGGCUCCAACGGCAGUGCAUUGUGGUCAACAUGCGAUCGGCCAUCGUGCUCAUCGCGAUCUUCGUGCUGACGGGGAUCAGGAACAGCGAGACGGCCAGCGGAGGCAACCAGAUGGAUUUGUCGGACGCGAAGGGCGACCACAAGGACAACAGCAAUGCGAGCAAUGGGAAUCCCAACGAGAACGAGGUGUAUGUGCCGCCAGUGGUGGUUAAAAGCAGUGGAGGAGGAGGCAGCGGAGGAGGCGGCGGAGCAACAGGUGGACUCCUGGACAACAUCACCGCCUACAGCAGCAGCAGCAGCAAUGGCAACAGCAACAACAACAACAUGCUGUGCCCCUACGACAAGGAGACGCCCUGCGAUCGCCUGCAUUUCCCCUGCAUUCGUUGCAACUACAACCACGGCUGCAUUUACGGUCGGGAUGUGAAUGUCACCUGCGAGGUGAUCCAGAAUGUCCAGUGCCAAGGGGAGCGGCAGUUCCAGCGGCAGAUGAACUGCCGCUACUGCUACCAAACGGAGAUGUGGCAACAGAGCUGCGGCCAGCGUUCCAGCUGCAACUCCGCCUCGGAUAAACCCUUCAGGACCAACUGCACGGUUCACCAGGAUGUCCUCUGUCUGGGCAAUCGAUCCUUCACCCGCAAUCUGCGCUGCAAUUGGACGCAGGGCUAUCGAUGGAGCACUGCCCUCUUAAUUAGCCUCACUCUCGGUGGCUUUGGGGCGGAUCGCUUCUAUUUGGGCCACUGGCAGGAGGGGAUCGGCAAGCUGUUCAGCUUCGGCGGCCUCGGCGUGUGGACCAUCAUCGAUGUCCUGCUCAUUUCGAUGCAUUAUCUAGGGCCAGCGGAUGGUUCGCUGUAUAUAUAAGCUGGGAUUACUAGGAUAACCAGGGAAAGGGAAUCCACGGGGAAGACUGUAGGCCAAAAGUUUAGAUCAUAAGCUAAAUGUUUCCAUUACCAUGUAAAUAAAUACGAGGGCAUAUUUAACCAUUAAAUAAUAUAGCAAUUUUAACGAGAAUUCUUCAAUUAGAAGCUUGUACAUAAAUAAUUGAAAAGUGUAAUCUAUUAAGAAUAUUAUGUAUUAUCCAUUGAUCGUACCAAUAAAAAGGCGAAAGAGAUAUUAUAGCCAUCUCUUUCUUAUUCCUGUAA